This is a messenger RNA of Engraulis encrasicolus (European anchovy), 3297 nucleotides long. RefSeq names its product RNA binding motif protein 25a (gene rbm25a). The transcript has 19 exons. Gene Ontology annotation, cellular component: spliceosomal complex. Gene Ontology annotation, molecular function: mRNA binding. Gene Ontology annotation, biological process: mRNA processing; regulation of alternative mRNA splicing, via spliceosome. The record is from RefSeq and is a predicted model, not a curated record. Bases 211 to 3015 code for a protein of 934 amino acids. NCBI's taxonomy places the organism in Eukaryota, Metazoa, Chordata, Actinopteri, Clupeiformes, Engraulidae.
GCCACACAGACACGGCAGCUAACAGGUUCGUCCAUCUUCUUGUAUGCCUCGUACAUGCACGGACCCCCGGCAUUCAUUAUUUUAACGUAUAUUCGGGGACAUUUGUCAUGAGGCUCCCAUAUUGUUAAUUACAAGCGGAUAUUAGUACGAGUUCAAAAGGAGCUGCACGUGGGUGUGUAUUAGGAAAGGUAAAGGUACCUUUCUGUCAAGAUGUCAUACCCACCUCACCUGAACCGGAUUCCACAGCUGCCUCCAGGGAUGCCCCCUCCUCAGUUUGGGGGUUACCCUCACGCUGUGCCCCCAGGGGCUCCAAUGAUUCCAGUUCACAUGGGCAUCAUGGCACCAGCACCGGUACUGAUGCCAUCGGCGAUGACCGUAACGCAGAAGGCCACUAUUGCCAGGAAGGAAAUGAUUACGGCUCAAGCUAAGGCCACAGCAGCGAACAGCAGCGGCGGCAACAACACCACAGGCACCGCCACCACAGGCGGCCCCACCACCACAGUGUUCGUGGGCAACAUCUCGGAGAAGGCCUCAGAUCAGCUCGUCAGACAGCUACUAUCGAAGUGUGGCUUGGUGCUCAGCUGGAAAAGGGUCCAGGGAGCAUCUGGAAAACUUCAAGGUAAAAACAAAGCAGCGUUUGGCUUCUGUGAGUAUAAGGAGCCUGAGUCCACGCUGCGUGCCCUGCGGCUGCUGCAUGAGCUGCAGCUGGGGGACAAGAAGCUGCUGGUGAAGGUGGAUGCCAAGACCAAGGCCCAGCUGGAGGAGUGGAAGGCCAAGAAGAGGAACGCUAACGGGGCAGCAAAGCCCGUUGACAAGAAGGAUGCAAAGGAGGAAGACGAGGAAGAGGAGGAGUGCUUGGACGAGGAGACCAAGCGCCGGGACCAGAUAGUGAAAGUGGCAAUCGAAGGCCUAAUUCGUGAGUACUCCAGUGAGCUCAAUGCCCCUUCUCAGGACUCGGACUCUCACCUCCGCAGGAAGCGCAAAGACAAGAAAGAGGAGGAGGAUAUCAACGCCAUGGAGAUGGAGGAUGAUAAGAGAGACUUGAUCUCACGAGAGAUCAGCAAGUUCAGAGACACUCACAAGAAACUGGAGGAGGAGAAGGAGAAGGAUCGCGUGGAGCAGGAGAAGGAGCGCCGGGAGCGGGACAAAGAGCGCGAGCGCGAGCGGGAACGGCGGGAUCGCGAGCGCGAGAAGGAGAGGGAACGAGAGAAGCUGAAGGAACGAGAGAAGGAGAGAGAGAGGGACCGCGACCGAGACAGAGACCGAGAAAGGGACCGAGACAGAGAGUGGGAGAGAAACAAGGAGAGAGAACGAGAACGAGAGAGGGAGCGGGAAAGGGAGGAGAGGAGCAAUGACCGCAGUAGGUCCAGGGAGCGUAAUCGGGAGGAGAAGAAGCGGGAGAGAGAGGAGGAUGAGGAGGAGGCGUACGAGCGACGCAAACUAGAGAGGAAACUCCGGGACAAGGAGGUCGCCUACCAGGAGCGCUUGAAGAACUGGGAGAUCAGGGAGAGGAAGAAGGCUCGGGACUACAGCAAAGAUGGCGAGAGGGAGGAGGAGAGACGCAGAGAAAUGGCUAAAGAGGCCAAGAGGCUGAAAGAGUUUCUGGAGGAUUACGACGAUGAUCGAGACGACCCCAAAUACUACAGGGGGAGCGCUCUGCAGAAGCGUCUGCGGGACCGGGAGAAGGAGCAGGAGCUGGACGAGAGGGACCGCAAGAGGGAGAAGGAGGAGCACGAGGAGAUCCGCCAAAGGCUGUUGGCCGAGGGCCACCCAGACCCCGACGCUGAGCUCCAGAGGAUGGAGGAGGAGGCCGAGCAGCGUAGACAGCCUCCACCGAAACCCGAAGAGCCAGAAGAACCGGCAGCGGUGGCACCCAGGGAGCACGGCCACCGAGAGCAGCGCGACAGAGAGCGCGAGCGGGACAGAGAGCGCGGCCUGGAGCGAGAGGGCGACCGAGAGCGAGACAGAGAGAGAGAGCACAGGGUUGCAGCAGCGGAGCGUCUCGCCUCAUCAGCAGCAGUAGCAGCAGAACCACCACCUCCAUCACAUCAUCCACCAUCAUCACACAAUGCCCAUCGCUCCCCAGACCAGGACGAUGAGGAUGAUGAUGGGCCAGAGGACGACGUGGGGGAUCUAGAGGAUGAUGAUGAUGAUCGGAGUGUGGGAGCGGAGGAAGAGGAGGAGGCCAGACCUCCGUACCUGAAGGCCACCAUGAGGCCCGUCGCCGCCUCCGCACGCUCCGUGUCCUCGGCCAGUGGCAACGGAACGCCGCUCACCCCCGGUGACAAUGACAGCGACUCCCCCUGUGGCAUCAUCAUCCCCCAUGAGAACUCUCCCCCCGAGCUGCAGCAGCCACCCCCACACCACCACCAGGAGGGCAGGCCCAAGAUCGGACUCAGCCUCAAGCUCGGUGGCUUGAGUAGCCCCAGCCAGCCCCACGGAGGGAAGCGCAAGAAACUGACGGUGGAGAGCGUCUUCACCCGCUUCCAGGAGGACGAAGAGGCCGAGGCACCCCGCAAACGCAAGCUGGUGCCCCUGGACUACGGAGAGGACGAGCGGGCCUAUGAGCGGGGUGCCAGUGGUGGCGGUGGAGGGGGUGGUGGUGCCAUUACCAACCUGGGCAACAUGGGGCUGGACGGCCUGGAUGUCAGUGCCACCAAAGGGGGCGCCAACAGCGAGGAGAAGCGGCGCCACAUCAAGAGCCUGAUUGAGAAGAUCCCCACCGCCAAGAAUGAGCUCUUCUCCUACCCGCUCGACUGGGCUACCGUGGACUCGACACUAAUGGAGAGGAGAAUCAAGCCGUGGAUCAACAAGAAGAUCAUCGAGUACAUCGGAGAAGAGGAGGCCACGCUGGUGGACUUUGUCUGCUCCAAGGUGAUGGCCCACAGCACCCCACAGAGUAUACUUGAUGAUGUCGCCAUGGUGUUGGACGAGGAAGCGGAGGUCUUUAUAGUCAAAAUGUGGCGGCUGCUCAUCUACGAAACCGAGGCCAAGAAGAUAGGACUGGUGAAAUAAGGACUAACUGAAACCAGGCUGAAUUUUGGGGUGAGCCUAUCCACCCUGGCUUGGCAUCGAACCCCCCCCCACUCCACCCCCUUCCUAUCGACUAUUUAUUUGCAACCCCCCAUGGCAGAGACUCCGGGGGGCCCUGAGUGAGAAGCUGGCACGACCAUGAGAGUGUGGCACGCCCCUAACGACCACCUCUCUUGCUAAGAGGAAAGGCUCCUGUACAAAGCUGUGGCUGCUGCUUGGUGUGUGUGUGUGCGUGCGUGCGUGCGUGCGUGCGUGCCUGCGUGC